Molecule: messenger RNA, 1260 nt
Organism: Jatropha curcas
Lineage: Eukaryota; Viridiplantae; Streptophyta; Magnoliopsida; Malpighiales; Euphorbiaceae
Source: RefSeq, a predicted model, not a curated record
UGAGAAUUUAAAAGCUGAAACACCAGGAAGUUGUCCCGGCAAUACCUCCGAGUACUAUGCAAUCUUAGAGAAGUUUAAUGCUCUAACUGGAGACACCCAUCGUGAUAAAUGGUUGGAGAGGCUCCUUCAAUGUGUUCAAUACGUGUGCAGUUCUCCUGAUAGCAUAUGUGAUGAUGAGAAAGGGAAAUGUAGUUCUGAUGCUGCUGACCAUGAAAAAGAGCAGAAGUGCGAGGGCACUGCAAAUGGAUCUCAAGAAAAGAGUUCUAAAAGCAAAAAAACUUUCUGCUGGCCGGAUGAUGCUGUUCCUGCAGUAACUGCUGUUGAGAAGGCCUCACAUGAAGUUUUUUCCACUGAUUUUCAGAAAUAUAACCAGAAGAUGCGUCAGAUAUCUUUCAACCUGAAGAUUACAGCACUGCUAGCCCGACGUCUUCUUAAUGGAGAGUUGGAACCUUCAACAAUACUAAAUAUGUCACCUAACGAAUUGAAGGUGGGGAUGACAGCCGAGGAGAAAGCACCUAAGGAGCCUGAGGAGUUGGCAACCCUGCAGAUGACAGAUGCUUGUUGCUCAAGAUGCAACGAGUUCAAAGUCGGUGUGAGGGACAUCAUCCAUGCAGGACAUGGAGAUCGCUAUCAGCUGGAGUGUGGUGCCUGUGGCAAUUCCUGGUAUGCUUCCAGGGAUGAAGCAUCCAUGCUGACAAUAGAUGGGCCAAGCUCUGCCAGAAGUGUAGGCACAGCACCCUGGGCAACUGCGAAAUUCGAAGAGGUUGAGAAGAAGCUGGUCAGUCCUCGUGAACCUGAGAAGGUAGCUGAGCUCAUCAAGAAGACUUGUGAACCAUCUAUUCCUGUUCUGGAAACCCAGAAAUCAUUUGGCAAGCCCAAGAAUGAAGAGAAUAUUGAAACUACAAAGAAUGCUGAAUAAUAACAAAUUUUCCUUUUUCCCUUUCAGUUGGUUGUUAUGCAUAGGUAGGAUAGUUUCUGACCCGAGUUUCUUUGUACAGCAGCUAACCAGAUCAAAGUUGUCAUGCAUCAUACAGGAGUAGGAUGAUGUUAGUUUCUCUCCAUCUAUAUGAAAGUAGUGGCUUCAAUGUUAAUGUUGAUGAGCUUCAUAUUCUGAAAUGGGGUUGGAUGUAAAUAUCCAAAUUUCAAUGUUCCUCUUAACUUUUUGCCUACCAAUUGGCUUGUAUCAAAGCGUCUUUUUGAUUAUUUAUUUACUGUACAAUUACUUUGUGAUCAACUAAAAGAAUAUAUUUUGAUUAUUUA